Molecule: messenger RNA, 2552 nt
Organism: Seriola aureovittata
Lineage: Eukaryota; Metazoa; Chordata; Actinopteri; Carangiformes; Carangidae
Exons: 5
Coding region: 208-1494 (428 amino acids)
Biological process (GO): Notch signaling pathway; protein ubiquitination
Source: RefSeq, a predicted model, not a curated record
GCAGAACCGUGGGUUUGGAAUGUGGCCUACAGUGUUUUCCAUGUUGGCUGCUGUUUCCUUGAUUGCCGCAAGGGGUCGCUAGAAGACACGUGAUGAACCCUGAAGACACCGGACACCCAGAAGUUGAAAGUGAAACCAGACAGGUCUUCAGUGAGUCCUGAGAAGCUGGAAAGUAUCGCUGCAGGUGGAAGGAGAGAACUCUGCGUCAUGGAGUUCAUCACAGACGUCACUGCCGUCAUUGAUGGAGCCGGUUACAAAGACAAGGGCAGAUUAAUAAAGAUUCUUCAGCCUUACAGUCCUGAGAGAAAAAGUUCCUCCUACAUCGUGAGAGGAAGCUACGAGGAAGUGGAGCGUCUUUCAAACAAACUGUCAGCAAUGAAACAUCACCUCAGUCCUGCAACACCUGGACGAACCCUUCAGCAAGAUCCUGCUCCAGCCAGUGUGAAAUCAGUGGUCGUGUCCUCGGUAGUCAUGAGCUACAUUCAGCAAAAAUGUGCAAAAGAACUUGACAAAAUUCAAGGGAACAAUUUUGUCAUUGAAAUACAGCCUGACCUCAGAACAGCACACAGUAACCCCGGUGUCACAGUGCAGGUGACUUUUAGACCGCAGCAUACCUCCGUACAGCCUGUUCAUGCUGACUAUGUCAGACAGAGGUUCAUCACAUUCUACCAGAGAACAGCCUCUGACUUGGAGGCCACAUUGGUCCCUGUGAGUUCACAAAGCCACAAAGACCUGCAGAGGAGAUUUCCACAACUCCUCAUUACACCCAGCUUCAACAAAGAUGAAGCAAAAGUGAGCGGGCCUUUUAUGCACAUUGCUCAAUUGAAAGAGUUCCUUUUAAAAAAUACACCAAGUCCAAGCAAGAGUCCAGUGAGCAAAGGUGCAGCAAGCAGCAGAACCUCAGGUCCUCAACCUACACACAGCAAAGAUCCUGAGGAUGAACCAUGUCUAAUCUGUAUGGAACAAAUAGUCACAAGAGAAAAGGAGACUCUGCGGUGCAAACACUCCUUCUGCAGAGACUGUCUGAAAAGAGCUUUCCACUACAAGCCUGUGUGCCCGACCUGUGGACAGUUAUAUGGCACGUUGACAGGGACACAGCCAGAGGGAGGCACCAUGACUGUCACCAAAAACUCUUCAUCUCUGCCUGGAUACAAGAAAUAUGGAACAAUAAUCAUCCAGUACUACAUUCCAAGUGGCAUCCAAAAGGAGGCGCAUCCUAACCCUGGUCAGCCGUAUGAAGGUGUGUCCCGUACAGCUUAUCUCCCAGACUCCUCGGAGGGCAGGAUGAUCGUCAAACUGCUGAGACGAGCCUUUGAUCAGAAGCUCAUCUUCACUGUUGGUCAGUCCUCCACCAGCGGCAGGAACAACACAGUCACAUGGAAUGAUAUUCACCAUAAAACCUCCACACACGGAGGACCAACUCACUACGGAUAUCCAGACCCUGGUUAUCUGAGCCGAGUUCAGGACGAACUGAAAGUCAAGGGAAUCGAAUGAGUCAACAAAUAAAUGUACUACGAUGAUCUUCGGUCUACCUUAACAGCAUUAGGGGUUCCAUGGACUUCUGAACUCUCUAAGCAUGAGCUCACAGGGCAACUGUAUAACACCAGCAGGACCAGUGGGACUGUAUCUACAAUGUAUUCCCAUUACAAGCGACCUGGUAAAAUGACUACAGUUCUACUGAAGUAGCUUGGGAAACUAUCUGAAAGAACAUCAGAUACACAUCAAAAAAUCCUAACCACCAAACUAUUCCUCUAAGAUUUGUGCACAGAACCUACUUAACACCUAAAAUCAGACAUCUGCUUAAAUCUGCUCCAUCUCCUCUAUGUUAAUUCUGUCCACAAGGUUCAGGGAGUGCCCCAAGGUCCCCAUGUCUGUCUACUAAAAAAAAAGGAUAUGGCUGUCUGGCCUAACUGCUACAAAGAAAAUCCUGGUUGUACGGUGGAAACCGCCACCACACAUUGUCAUGAAAACACUGCAGAUUUGUUGAUCACUCACUAGGGAGGGAAAUCAGGGGUGAUUAUUCUUAAUUGUUGACAUUUAGUUGUGUAUAUGUUUAUAUGUAUGUGCAGGCAUGUGCAUGUGGGUGUAUAUGAACAGGAUUGGCACAUACGAACAUAAGGAUAUGAAUUAAGACAAUGGAGGUAUAUAUUAACCUGUAUUUAUGCUACAAGUUAAGGUAUAUGUCAAGUAUGCUUGUAUAUUAUCUUCAUUUGUACAGUUGUUAAUUUUAUAGAUGGCUACAAUAUACCAUGAAUAAGUUCUAAGUUUAUUUAAUUCAGAAGCAUAUAUGUAUAUGCAUACAUGCUCUUUUCUUUAAAAAUUUUCUCCUGCUGAUAUUCAUUCUGUCAACACGCCAUAAAAAUUGUUCACAAAAAAAUAGGGAAACCACUUGUAAUCAUAUAUUCCUGUAUUUGUUGUAUCCUCAGUAAUUAUAUAAGAGCCAGGACCCUGAGAGUGACUGAGAUCUCAUGGGCUUCACCUGUGUAUUCUUCCAUGUGAAGUUAUUUAGGUUUAAUUUUGUAUUUUGUAAUUAAAUUCACAGACAAAUCUGA